This is a messenger RNA of Harpegnathos saltator (Jerdon's jumping ant), 1068 nucleotides long. RefSeq lists its product as uncharacterized. The record is from RefSeq and is a predicted model, not a curated record. Bases 1 to 849 code for a protein of 282 amino acids. The transcript is spliced from 4 exons. NCBI's taxonomy places the organism in Eukaryota, Metazoa, Arthropoda, Insecta, Hymenoptera, Formicidae.
AUGGAUUACCGCGCCAGGUGCCUCGUGUUUUUCGUACUUUGCCUGAUAUUGCCGGAGCAUGAGGCGGACGACGAGCACCGUGCGACGACGCUCUCCAGGAAACGCCGCUACGUCGUUUUCCCGGAAGGCUCUACGUUCUCCAUCGCGCUCUGCAUGACCGUGCACACGCUCACGCCCGACGACAUCUUCACGGAGGGCCUCAACUGGGGCAUCUCCUACGACCUGCCCAACGAGAGCAAGCCCGCCCUGGAGCCCUUCCUGGAGCUGAGAAAUGAUAAAAUCCAAAGCGGUGACAGACACGAUCGUCACCGUCCCGCCGUGGCCGCUAAUAACCACGGCGUCGUGAAAUAUUCAGGAUGGAACGACGACAAGUACCGCUUCGCGCCCGGCAGGAAAAAGUAUCGCAAGUCCGAGUAUUAUUACUUGCAGCGGAGACACCGGCGGGAGCUUUACAGCAAGCUAGAGGUCAUCAUGAACGCAAUGGGUUUUGACGGCAGGACAUGCAUCCUCCGAGCACUUUGUGAAGCGUCUCAGCGAUUAAUGCCGAAAGGAAACACUUUGGUGGAGGAGAUGAUGAGGAUAUCAUUCUCGCUGCCCCUGAAGAGAGUGUUCUCGUUCGAGCCGGAGGAGCAUCACACGUACACUCAGGCCCAUAAAGCCGGCCACGAGGGCAAGAACUGCGCCGUCGUGUUUCCCGGGUGCAGCUUCUCCCUCAUCGACAUGGCCCUCGGGAAAUAUAACGCGCCUCCGCCAGCCCCCGAGCAGCCCGAGGAUCCUGCGGACUACGGCGGAACUUUCGGCGCGGGGAAUGAGCCCACCGCGGAUUGGCCGAGGUACAACAUGAAGUAGCGCGAUGCAUGUAAACGACAACCUGAUUUUCGGGGGGUGAACGCCAACGCGCCCCCUUGACCUCGCGGCCCCACCGCCGCCCGCACUCAUCGGCGCUCCUGACGUCGUAGUCGUCGUCUCCGAGAUGCGCCGCGUCGCAAUGCUGUUCUGCCGUGUGAAAUCAAUCCUGCGAAUUCCGUUGGACCGCGACCGCAAGGACCUGUGGAGAGUUCGGGGAUA